AUGGAGGGGACACCUCCUAGCCAGGGCGUACCCGAGCCCGACGAAGGCAUCGCUUCCGACCGCCGUCCGUCCACCGACGAAAACGCCGACCUCUCCGACACCGCUUCCGAAGCCGGCUCGGGAGGCGGAAAGGAUUCCGGCUGCGAAGUCGCUCCCGACCCUCAGGAACCGCCCUACAACCCGCCCGAUGAGGAACUGGCCAACCGAAUCGCGUCUCAGGUGGAGUUCUACUUCUCGGACGCCAAUAUCACCAAGGACGCCUUCCUGCUGAAGCACGUGCGCAGGAACAAGGAAGGAUACGUCUCCUUAAAGUUAAUAUCAAGUUUCAAACGAGUCAAACACCUCACGAAAGAUUGGCGAGUCGUCGCAGAAGCUUUGAAGAAGUCUACAAAAUUGGAGAUCAAUGAGGCCGGGACCAAGUUACGCAGGAUCGAUCCGCUUCCCGCGUACGAUGAGACGACGCCCUCUAGGACGGUGGUGGCCGUCAAGAUGCCGAUAGACCGCCCUUCAGUGGAAAAUGUGUCAAGGUUAUUCGCGGGUUGUGGUGAAAUCGCAUUGGUCAGAGUUCUGCGUCCUGGAAAUCCGGUGCCCGCCGACGUCCGCCAGUUCUUGAACAAAAACCCCAGUCUGGUAAAUUGCGUGUGUGCUUUGGUUGAGUACACAGAAUCGGAAGCUGCGAGGAGUGCAUUGAAGCUUCAGAGCUCUGAAGAUGAUGGGAUGAAAGUGUACGAAUUGAACGGAGUUCCGAGGGAACCGAAGCGGAAGACACCGGUCCGCCGUGCCGCACCGCGGCGCCACGAUUGCGAAUAUUCAUCGUGCUGCAGUGGCUCAGAACCUGAGUUUGACUAUAGAUACGUUGCACCGUUCUAUAGGAGGAAUUCGAGCGGAUUUUUCACACCGCGUUCCCCUGAAAUUCAAACGUGGGUGCCUCGCCGGCAAUCCACCUGCAGCCACAGUUCUGAUUCUGGGGUGUCUUUCUUCUGCGGGUCAAGGCGCGCUUCACAGGCGAGCACAGGAAGCGCGAGCAGCACUGACGGCUGGCUGUCGAGGAGGCUCUCUGGCUGUUCAUUGACGGGAGGCACCGAUUGCGGUGGCAGAAGACUGUCUUGCACCCCCCGCUAUGAACCUCGGGCUCCCGUGGUCCCGGACGGCACCAGGGGCUUCCACGCCGCGACCCGCCAGCGCAGAAUCUCGGACCUCGCGUUGUACUCGCGCUAG
Molecule: messenger RNA, 1218 nt
Organism: Leptosia nina
Lineage: Eukaryota; Metazoa; Arthropoda; Insecta; Lepidoptera; Pieridae
Source: the annotation of a GenBank genome assembly